CGGCGCGGGGCGGCCUGAAACCCGAAACCCGCGGCCGGCGGGCGCGGCGGGGGUGCGGAAGCGGCGGCGGCGGCCGAGGCGGGAGGCGGCCGGGCGGGCCCCGAGCGGCGGCGGCGGCGCGCCCUGCGUGCUGGGAGUGUCCGACGGCGGAGAACGGCAUGCGCAGAGGGCUGAGCUCUUUGGGUUCCGUGGAAGGCGGCAUGGGCUGACCUGGAACUGACCUGCAUGACCAGCAAAGGAGCCGCCCGGCAUGUUCUGCCCACCGCUCGCCGCCGAGGUGCCUGACCAUGAGCCUCAACUCCUCCCUCGGCCACAGGAAGGAGCUGGGUAACGGCGCGCACGGGGACGGAGGCGCGGGGGGCGGCGCCAUUGCCGACUUCGUCACCAUCGUCAUCAUCGCCGUUUUCGUCUGCCUGGGCAACCUGCUCGUGGUGGUCACCUUGUACAAGAAGUCCUACCUGCUCACCCUCAGCAACAAGUUCGUCUUCAGCCUGACCCUGUCCAACUUCCUGCUGUCCGUGCUGGUGCUGCCCUUCGUGGCCACCAGCUCCGUCCGCAGGGAAUGGGUCUUCGGUGUGGUCUGGUGCAACUUCUCGGCCCUCCUGUACCUGCUCAUCAGCUCGGCCAGCAUGCUGACCCUCGGGGUCAUCGCCGUGGACCGCUACUACGCUGUCCUGUACCCCAUGGCGUACCCCAUGAAGAUCACGGGGAACCGGGCUGUGAUGGCUCUGGUCUACAUCUGGCUUCACUCCCUCGUCGGCUGCCUGCCACCUCUGUUUGGCUGGUCGUCCGUGGAGUUCGACGAGUUCAAGUGGAUGUGUGUGGCCGCGUGGCACCGGGAGCCUGGCUACACGGCCUUCUGGCAGAUCUGGUGCGCCCUGUUCCCCUUUCUGGUCAUGCUGGUGUGCUACGGCUUCAUCUUCCGGGUGGCCAGGGUCAAGGCGCGCAAGGUGCACUGUGGCACGGUGGUCCUGGCGGGGGAGGACGCCCAGCGGGACGGGAGGAAGAACUCCAGCACCUCCACCUCGUCGUCCGGCAGUAGGAGGACCGCCUUGCAGGGCGUGGUCUACUCAGCCAACCAGUGCAAAGCCCUCCUCACCAUCCUGGUGGUCCUCGGGGCCUUCUCCGUCACCUGGGGCCCGUACAUGCUUGUCAUCACCUCCGAGGCCCUCUGGGGGAAGAACUCCGUCUCCCCGGCCCUGGAGACCUGGGCCACGUGGCUGUCCUUCACCAGCGCCAUCUGCCACCCCCUGAUCUACGGGCUCUGGAACAAGACGGUCCGCAAGGAGCUGCUGGGCAUGUGCUUUGGGGAUAGGUACUACCGGGAGCCGUUCGUGCAGCGGCAGAGGACGUCCCGGCUCUUCAGCAUCUCCAACAGGAUCACAGACCUGGGCCUGUCUCCCCACCUCACAGCGCUCAUGGCGGGCGGACAGCCCCUCGGGAACAGCAGCAGCACGGGGGACACUGGCUUCAGCUGCUCCCAGGACUCAGGCACAGACGUGAUGCUGCUGGAAGACCGCACGUCCGAGGACAGCGCUCCCUCCCGCUGCACCUGCCCCCCCAAGAGAAGGAGCUCCGUGACCUUUGAGGACGAAGUGGAACAAGUUAAAGACGCUGCCAGGAGUCCCGUUCUUCGCGUGGGAGCCGCACUGCACCAGUCCCUGGACAGUUACGCGGCCAGCUUGGCCGAAGCCAUAGAGGCCGAAGCCAAAGUCAAGCUGUUCGGGGAGGAGGCGUUGCCCAGGGUCCUGGCCACGGCCCGGACUGUCCCCGGGGCCGGCUUCGGGGGCCGCCGGGGCAGCAGGACGCCUGCGGGCCGGCAGCUGCAGCUGCGGAGCAUCGAGGAAGGGAACGUCUUAGCCGCAGGACGGACAUGAGGGCCUCAGAGGCGGCCCCACAGGGGGGCGCCUGGGGAAGGACAUCUAGGGGCCGCCAUCAGGAAAACACUGAGUACAGGGUCUCGUAAGGCUGCACGCCGGCUCCGGGUGGGUUGUGGCGAUGGGACCGGAGGCCUUGGAGGCACAGAGGCCAGCAGCAGAGGUGUGGCCAUGACUUUUGGGGGGGUGUAGAAGGGGGACCAGGGACCCUGGCUUGGAAGGAAACCACCACAUGGGUUACCGCCUCUUUGGGACCUGGGAGUCGUGUGGGGCACUGUCCCCGAGGUCUCGGGAGGGCAGCCCAUUGAGGUGUGUUGUGGAGGACAGCAGGUGUCCCCAACAAAGCAGGAAGGUCCCCUCCGCGCGGCAGAUGCAGGCUCUGCCGACCGCCCCGCACAGAACCCGGAGCAGAGCCCCUCCCGUGGGCUACGCACGCCUCCAUCCUGGUGGGGACCUUGCGGUCAGCGGGAGCCUUCCGCUGGCGCUGGGGGGCAGCUCCGGCCGUGGGGCUGUUGGAGGGGCAGGGGCUGUCCUGCCCGCUUCCCUGUUGACUGAUGCUUUGCUGUUUAAAAGAAGGGAGCAACCACUGUAAGAGAUGAGGAAGGGGCGAGAUGUUUCAUUUCCAGAAUAAAAAACAGUCCAUUUGGUUCGGA
Molecule: messenger RNA, 2530 nt
Organism: Mustela lutreola (European mink)
Lineage: Eukaryota; Metazoa; Chordata; Mammalia; Carnivora; Mustelidae
Gene: GPR161
Product: G protein-coupled receptor 161
Exons: 7
Coding region: 288-1877 (529 amino acids)
Biological process (GO): G protein-coupled receptor signaling pathway
Cellular component (GO): membrane; recycling endosome
Molecular function (GO): G protein-coupled receptor activity
Source: RefSeq, a predicted model, not a curated record